AUGCUGUUGGCUAUUGGCUUGAAAAUGGGUGGAUGGGGUGGAUCGGCUGCGAUCUUCAUACUCUAUUACUUCUUCGGAGCGCUGUCUAUCUCCAUUCUGAUUCUUAUGGAAGGACUUUCCGCAUUUCUACACGCUCUUCGUCUACACUGGGUCGAAUUCAAUUCUAAAUUCUACGGUGGUACCGGUGUGGCGUUCGAACCAUUCUAUUUCACACGACUUAUUCGUCUUGCUGAAGGCCUGGAGCAAUAG
This is a messenger RNA of Cooperia oncophora, 249 nucleotides long. The record is from the annotation of a GenBank genome assembly. Lineage: Eukaryota; Metazoa; Nematoda; Chromadorea; Rhabditida; Trichostrongylidae.